AUGGCUCGUGAAGGCCUCCGCACGUUGGUGGUAGGCCGGCGAAAUCUAUCCGAUCUGCAAUACCAAUCCUUCUCAAGCGCCUACAAAGAGGCUUCCCUGUCCCUCCAAGACCGCGAAGCCGGAAUGGCCGCCAUCAUCAAGCAACAUCUCGAACACGACCUCGAACUCCUCGGCGUAACCGGCGUAGAAGACCGUCUCCAACGCGACGUCAAACCCUCCCUUGAGCUCCUCCGCAACGCCGGCGUGAAGAUCUGGAUGCUAACCGGCGACAAAGUCGAAACCGCCCGCUGCGUCGCCAUCUCCGCCCGUCUCGUCGGCCGCGGCCAAACAAUUCACACCAUGGCGCGAAUCACCACCAAAGCCCUCGCCUCCGACUCCCUCGAACAGCUCCGCAACCGCCCCGAAGCAGCCCUCCUAAUCGAUGGCGAGUCCCUCGCCCUCGUCCUCCGCCACUUCCGCACACAAUUCAUCACCAUCGCAGUCAAACUCCCCGCCGUGAUCGCCUGCCGCUGCUCUCCAACCCAGAAAGCCGAAGUCGCAACCCUGAUCCGCACACACACCAAGAAACGUGUCUGCUGCAUCGGCGACGGCGGCAACGAUGUCAGCAUGAUCCAAGCCGCCGACGUCGGGAUCGGCAUAGUCGGAAAAGAAGGCCGACAGGCCUCCCUCGCGGCCGACUUCUCCGUCACGCAAUUCUGCCAUCUCACAAAACUCCUAGUCUGGCACGGUCGGAACUCCUACAAACGCAGCGCGAAGCUAGGUCAGUUCAUCAUCCACCGCGGCCUGAUCAUCGCGGUGUGCCAGACUAUGUACAACAUUGCGGGCCGGUUCGACCCCAAGGGCCUCUUCAAAGACUGGCUGCUCGUCGGCUACGCAACGGUUUACACCACAGCCCCAGUCUUCUCCCUCGUCCUCGACCGCGACGUCGACGAGCAUCUGGCAAACCUCUACCCAGAACUCUACAAAGAGCUCAAAUCGGGGAAGAGUCUGAGCUACCGCUCCUUCCUCACAUGGGUCUUGGUGUCGGUCUACCAGGGCAUCAUCAUUCAAGGCCUGAGCCAACUUCUCGUCGGCGCAACCGAUGGGCCGAAGAUGCUCAGCGUUUCGUUCACAGUACUCAUCCUCAAUGAGUUGAUAAUGGUGGCGGUCAGCGUCACGACGUGGCAUCCGAUCAUGAUCGCAUCGAUUGUGGGCACCGGAGCUAUAUACGCUGCUAGUGUGCCGUUCCUGGGCGAAUACUUCGAUUUGAAGUAUGUCGCGAGCUGGAGCUGGGCGUGGCGCGUCGCAGCCAUCGCAGCCAUCAGUUUGGUGCCAGUGUGGGGCGGAAAGUUGAUUGGAAGGGCGGUGAAGCCGCCUAGCUAUCGGAAGUUAAGAGGGAUCUAA
Cyphellophora attinorum is the source of this 1383-nucleotide messenger RNA. Its product is annotated as putative phospholipid-transporting ATPase NEO1. NCBI's taxonomy places the organism in Eukaryota, Fungi, Ascomycota, Eurotiomycetes, Chaetothyriales, Cyphellophoraceae. The record is from RefSeq and is a predicted model, not a curated record. Gene Ontology annotation, cellular component: plasma membrane; endosome; trans-Golgi network. Gene Ontology annotation, molecular function: ATP hydrolysis activity; magnesium ion binding; ATP binding. The transcript has a single exon. Gene Ontology annotation, biological process: retrograde vesicle-mediated transport, Golgi to endoplasmic reticulum; endocytosis; phospholipid translocation. Bases 1 to 1383 code for a protein of 460 amino acids.